CGGGAGGCUACUGCCGCCUGCGCCGAGCGCUCUCCCCGCCAAGAUGGCGGCCCCCACCCCCUGACCCCGGCGCUUCCUCUUCCGGCCGGGGUUGCCAUGGCGCUGCCCCUCGUGCCCCUCCCGCCGGUGUGUGUUUACAUCGGGCAGGAGGAGCCGGAGCCCCAGCGCCGGCCCAGCCGGGGACCCAGUCGCCGCCGCCGCCGCCGCCCGCUCUCCGUCCUCACCGGGCCGCGCUCCGGCAGCCCCGGCAUGAAGGGACCUAGCUUAGAAAUGCAGAUGGUGGAAGAUGAAGCUGAGACAACCAGUGAAGAACUGCCCCCUCAUCUGCAGGAAGAGCCUCCUGAAGAUGCCAGCAAGGACCAUCCACAGCAGCAGGCAGGGGUGAUCUGGAGAGUGACGGGUGGCUUGUUCAGUAUCACCCGGGGAGCUGUGGGGGCCACACUGGGAGGAGUUGCCUGGGUGGGCAGCAAGAGCCUGGAGCUCACCAAAACAGCUGUGACCAGUGUCCCCGCUGCUGGCGUUGGACUGGUGAAGGGCAGCGUCUCAGCAGUGACCGGCGGUGUUGGAGCCGUAAGCAGCGCAGUCGCCAGCAAAGUCCCUUUCACCGCAAAGAAGAAGGACAAAGCUGACUAAUCUCCAUCGCAGCUCCCUUCCAAAAGAUCAACCUGUCCAUACUCUCCCCCUACACAGCACCUCUUUGAAUUGGAAACAGCUGCUUCUGGGAGGGUAAAGCACCCAAGCAGACUCCGACUGCAGCCUGCUCAACACCGCCUGCCUGGCUCAGAGCUCACAGAGCUGCUGUCAAUGCCUUUCACUCCCAUCACCUACUGGGAACCAUCUCUACUCUGAGGGCUUUAAAGGUGCAGUUGUCUCUGUCUUGCAGUUUCCUUCCUCCCUUUUUGCUCUUUGGAGCACAGAGGGGUGGGAGAUGGUGUAAGGCUCCAUCUGCCUGGAGGUGGUGAGGGAUAAGGGAGGAAGGGGAAGAAUUAUACCUGGCUUGAAGUGUGGUUUAUGUAGUUGAAUUCAACUUCAGCUGGGGAGACACCUCCUGAAACACACCUACCCUUGGCUCUGGGUGGUGUGUUUGGGGGUUUGCCUGGGGGAGAACCGUAGAAGAAAGUCCCAUUGACAUAAAGGAGGGAUACUGUGAAGAGGGGGAAGCCUCCCUCCUGCCCCACACCUCUUACCUUUUCUUUGCUUUGCAUCCCACAAGCUGCUCCCAGUCACUUAUUCCCUGGCUGAAUUUCACCCUUCAGGGAAGGAACACUCAAGCUCAACAGAGCAGCUCCUGGGAUGAUGCCACACAAGUGUAUCAUAUGUCCCAAGCCAUCGAUCCCUUAGGCAGAUUUCCUUGGUGAGGGGCAGGAGGAUGAAAUCUGCUGUAUGUUCCCAUUUGGGGAAGUUGCUGAUAGUGGCAUCUGGCAGACCACUGUAAUACUGCAGCAGGAGGUAGUGGUGCUCCACCAGUGAGAGGGGAGAGGUGCCCUCACCACACAGAGACUAACUGGGCCCUUGGGCUUGACCCCUUGAAGUCCUUGCAGUGUCCCCAUCUGCAACAGGGCCGAUUUGACUCCAGGCUACACUCUCAGUCUGCAGAUGUCACUGGUAACCAAGAGCAAGUGUGUUACCAAAUGCCACCUAAGUUCUGCUCCAGGGCAGCAGGGAUGGGAGGUGGAAGAGUGUUGCUCACCCUGUGACUUGGUGCCCCUGGAGCAGUGGCCUGGCUGUGAGCGGGCUGAGCUGCUUUGGGGAAUGCUUCCCCGAGGGGGCGAUUAUGCUCCAGUGGCAGCGAGCCCGGGCCUGGCACCAGCCGCUCCACCUCCACACACUGCUUCAGGGGCUACAGCCCAGCUCCUCUAAAUGACCAUGUUGCACUAAAUAGCCCACCCAAACUCUUAGUGCCCAGAAACCCAAACACCUGCAUUCAUCUGGGAGUCAUAUCCAUCCUCAGCCUGUCCCGUGAUGCUCAAAGUGUCAUGUGACAUCACACACACACACACACACACACAGAAACACACACACACACACACACUCACUCACUCACUCUCUCUCUCUCUCUCCAAGGUCCCCUGAAAUUCUUGAGAUGAGGAAAGCCACAAGUUCCAGCAUUAACUCUGCCUUUCCUGGCUUUGGCAGGUUAUUAGCCUAGGUUGUUAGAUAUUGGAUGCAUAGGCAAGUGAAGCAGUGUUUGUGCGGUAUUUUAUAAAUAUGCAUAUGUGUUAGCGUGUGUGUGUGUGUGUGUAUCAGUCCACAGGCAUGUUUUCAGCCAGGUAAACAAAACUGUGCCAGUGCUGCAGAGGAGUUUACAUAAUCAUCUUUGGCACUUCCAGCAUAUAGUUUUUAUAUAGGGACCUGGUCAAAAUAACAAUCAUGUUUUAGAGGGUGUUUUUCCCCUGUGUUGCCCAGCUCAGUGUAGUUUAUUAAAACCAAAGGAAUGUGAACAAUGUCCUUUCUCCCAUCCUUGCUCUUUGUUUACUUUCUGCCCUAUUUUUUGGACACUGAAGCCAACUUCCUUGGUUUUCAUUUCCUGUUUGAGGUCAUUUCACUUCCUGGCUGUUCUGUUAUGCUUAGGAGUUAAACAUCAGGGAAUAUUUAAGUACAAAAAACCCCAACCAUUUUAUGUUCUUGGACUUGUGAAGCAGUUUUGAUUCUGACCUUUAUUAAAUCCACAUUUUGGACCUGACUUAAAUUUCCUGUGUCCCUGUGCUAGGCACACUGGUGUUAGUCUCUCUCCAUACCCCUUGCUGGGCAGUGGUCCUGCCAUUUGCAGUGGCAAGAAGUUUCUGAUCUCCACAUUGUGUUUCUCUUGAUAGCAUGACAGUGGCUUAACCUACAUCUUUGCUUCUGAAGAGGAAACAGUAUUUGGUAUGUGUGUGCAUUUCCCCUCUUUGUCUCUUUUGUUCUCUUGAACACCAAGUUGACCCAGAUGUGUUGGAUUUUUCUCUGAAGGUAGCAGCUUCACAGAAAGAUCAGGCCUUGAUGUGUGUCUGCACUUUGCUGGGAUGUUCGUGGCAGUUAGCAAGGCCUGAAGAAGUCUCAUCUGUUCUUCCUUUGUCCUGACCCCCCUGCAAGGCAGGAGGGCAGUUUGUGCUGCAUGGGUCUCUGUUCACCACUCUCCCUGAGUGCACCUCUUUUCUUAUUCCAGUUCACAGCUUGCUUCUCAAUCCAUCUCUAACCCCAAAGCUAAAAGCUGCCUGUGCAUAACUAAGCAGUCAGCAAGCCUCUCAAGGAAGAUGCAGUUUCCUACCAAUUGAGACAGAAGACAGUCUUCUUCAUAACUGCCUCCCUGAGUCCAUAGACAGGAGGAGAUAGUAUAUGAGGGGCUUUCCUUCUUCAGUCACCCCUAGGCAGGCAAUGGGAAGCUCAUCAUGCUUUUGGCUGACCAGUAUCACACACAGGCUCUUGCUGCCGGUUCAUCGGGGGAGGAAAAGCUCUGGGCAGUAAAUUCUUCCGAAGCUGUCGUUUGCAGGCACUGUGUGUGCAGAGCAGGCAUGGCAAAUGUAGUAAAGGCAUAUUAAGGAACGCCAUAUGGGUCCUAAGGUUUUCCCAUAUUUUUCUUUCUGCUCUUCCCUUCUCUCACUGUGUGUCCUUGUGGUAAAUGGACUAAAGCUCUCUGUUUUUUCUGGAACUGCUAUGGCCUUGAGGGAUGGCCCUGAGAAGGGGAGAAAAGGAGUGAGGGGAACUCACAGUCUAGAUCGCUUUUCUUAGAGCCCAGCUAAUGGAGAGCUCAUGGACCAUAAAUACUCAAAGAGGGCAAACUAGCAGGUAGGGAUAGAGGAUUAAAUCUACUUGAAAACCAGGGCCCUAGACUUAUUAUCAGAUAUUUGGGAAUAUAUAAAUAUGCAGGACUCGAAGACCUCUAGGAAGUAUGUCUGUGUAAGAGUACUGAGCCUAUUUGGUUGAUUCAGGCGACCUGGCCCCAGGCUGCUUUUCUGUGCACUCUCCAUGCCAGAGUUGAAGAAACACAGUAUUCCCAGUCUAAGAACAAAGACACUUCCUCACAGCUCUGGUUGCAGGAUGGUAGGAUCUAGAUCAGACAAGGAAGCUGUUGGUACCUGACAGAUGCCCCAUCUUUCCUCCUCCCCCACUACAGGUACUUCAACCAGGUCAGGAUCCACCCCAGCCACUGGUGCAGCCCUUCUCCCACAGCCCCUUCAUGGUGAGAGGGCCAAAACUGAUAUUUGGCAGAAAUCUUACUAGAUACCAGAUAGGAGGGGGCAGGAGAAAGGUGGAAGGAGGGACUGAGGGUCACAGGUGGUAUGGAGGAAUGAAAGGGGCCAGUGCAAGGAAGAUCACCAAUUUUCUGGUGGUAGGAAGCAGGUGAGGUGAGACUGGUUGCAGGAGGAGGUAAGGGGACUGUGGCCAGAAGGAAGGGGAAAGAAGGAGUGGGGGAGCAAGAAAAGGAGGAGUGUGGAGGGGAAUUUAUUUCCUAGGACAGCCUCUGAAUUGUGGGAUUAAUGUGAUGGAAUUUGUCUUAUGGAAGAAUGUAGGGGGAAAAAAAGUAGAAGAAUGUAGGUUUUGGUGUAUGUUGUUCCACUCCUGGCUGAUAUCCUGCUUCCAUAGUAGUGACAAAUACUAGACGUUUCCAAGUAGCUAGAUCAGGAUGCCCAAUGGAUGGUCCGUGGGCCAGAUCAGCUCCCUGCUUAUGCCUCACCCUAGCUUUUGCCAUGUGCUAGAUUCUGUUCCUGUCGGGGGACUGGGAUGUGGCCUUCAAGCAGCUCUGGGCCCUGCCCCAGUGGGGGAUCUCUAUGCCCCAAGGCAGCCGAGAGGAGAACCCACAGGCACUUCCUUUCCUCCCUUUUUCCGUUGUUCAUUUAAUUAUCAUUUACUUAGUUUUCUUAGCUUUUUGUCGUGCCCCCAGAUCCAGCUCUCCAAAGCUCCUACUAAGACCUUUAUUAUGGCUGGGAGGGCAGAGAGGGUGACUCUGCUCCUGCAGCUCCCUUGGCUGUGAGAGAAGUGCACGUCUUCCAUCCCUUUUUCCAGUUGUGUUUUGUGUGUGGAAAAACUUAACCCACUUCUUUUCCUCUGGAUUCCCUUGUUGGCUCUUGUUCCUAUGGGUGGGUCAUUUCUGUGUCUCCAUUACGAAGUCAUUCUUGUUAAAAUACCAGGUUGAGUGUAAACGUGGAGAUGGAUGGAGGGAGCCACAGAGCUGCUGGGACAGGAUGCCGGGGCCCAUCUCUGCCUCUGUGUGAGCCUGAGAGUCCUUUGGAAACCCUAAGCCGUCACUGUGACCACAUAGUCCCAUGCACGGUGCUGGGCUCCAGAGAACACUUUUGUUCUUUAUCAUUUCAUUGUCUGUAAUUGGUUUCUUACUGAAUUUGUUUGCUUGGUUUGUUUUGCAGUGUGUUUCUGGGAAUAUUCUGCAUCUCUGUAUUUUAAUUACAGUAAAAUUUGAGGAUAAAAA
Molecule: messenger RNA, 5404 nt
Organism: Dromaius novaehollandiae (emu)
Lineage: Eukaryota; Metazoa; Chordata; Aves; Casuariiformes; Dromaiidae
Product: transmembrane protein 263-like
Exons: 3
Coding region: 97-633 (178 amino acids)
Source: RefSeq, a predicted model, not a curated record